GCAACGUAGUAGGGAAAUUCCAGGGAGUAAAGGCUUGCCGUAAAAAACCACGCCCCUUAGGUCAUAUUUGCGCAUGCGCAAUUCGCCUACCUUUUUCCAUGUGUACGUGUGUGUGGGCUGCUGAGGGAGCGAAGGACCGGAGAGAAUGAGUAAGCUGUCACGUGACACACUGACGGAGUCCGUCACCUCCCUGCUACAGAGCUCUCAGGAGAAGAAACGAAAGUUCCGCGAGACGGUCGAGCUGCAGAUAUCGCUAAAGAACUACGACCCGCAGAAAGACAAGCGGUUCAGUGGUACAGUGAAGCUACGUCACAUCCCUAGACCCCACAUGAAGGUGUGUGUACUAGGAGACGCCUCCCACUGCGACGAAGCCAAGGCCAACGGUGUCCCUUGCAUGGAUGUUGAGGCUCUAAAGAAACUUAACAAGGACAAAAGCUGGUCAAGAAACUCGCCAAGCGCUACGAUGCGUUCCUGGCAUCUGACAGCCUCAUAAAACAGAUCCCUCGUCUCCUUGGCCCGGGACUGAGCAAGGCUGGCAAGUUCCCCACCAUGCUGACUCACUCCGACAACCUGGUGGUGAAGGUAGAUGAACUUAAGGCCACCAUUCGCUUUCAGAUGAAAAAGGUACUGUGUCUAGCAGUUGCAGUGGGUCAUGUAGAGAUGUCGGAGGAUCAGCUAACGUCCAACAUUCUGCUAGCCAUCAACUUCCUCGUCUCCCUCCUCAAGAAGAACUGGCAGAACGUCCGCUCUCUCUAUAUAAAGAGCACCAUGGGAAAAGCUCACCAGAUAUACUAGAGACUCUAUGAUAGCAGUUGUAAUAUUUGGGGUUGUACAGAACAAUUGAGGUUUUCAAAAUGAGAA
Molecule: messenger RNA, 861 nt
Organism: Geodia barretti
Lineage: Eukaryota; Metazoa; Porifera; Demospongiae; Tetractinellida; Geodiidae
Source: the annotation of a GenBank genome assembly